Protopolystoma xenopodis is the source of this 153-nucleotide messenger RNA. The record is from the annotation of a GenBank genome assembly. NCBI's taxonomy places the organism in Eukaryota, Metazoa, Platyhelminthes, Monogenea, Polystomatidea, Polystomatidae.
AUUUGCGUGCAAGGGCCCAGCUGCACACAGGGUUACCUUAAUGAUCCUCGAAGCACCAAAGAACUGUACGAUGAAGAAGGAUGGUUGCACACAGGUGACAUCGGAACAUGGACUCCGGUGAGUGGCCGCUCAGGCUUAUUUACCCAAACAUAA